This is a messenger RNA of Danio aesculapii, 711 nucleotides long. RefSeq lists its product as uncharacterized. Lineage: Eukaryota; Metazoa; Chordata; Actinopteri; Cypriniformes; Danionidae. The transcript is spliced from 5 exons. The coding region runs from base 1 to 711 and encodes 236 amino acids. The record is from RefSeq and is a predicted model, not a curated record.
AUGAGCACACACUUGUAUCUGAUUUUACUUAUGACUUCAGGUGUGAUGAGUGCGGAUAAAAUUGGGCCAAAUAAAGACACAAAUGUCAUCAGUAAAGAAGGAGAGACUGUGACACUGAGCUGUUCAUAUGAUACACAGAGCAGCUAUGUUAGACUUUACUGGUACAGACAAUAUGCUAAAAGAGAACCGCAGUAUUUAAUUUGGAAAGGGGCUCGAUCAUUGAGGGGUGCUGGAAACUCUAUUGACCGUCGGUUUCAGUCGACUACAUCUGAAAGCUCCACUAAACUCACUGUUACCGUAACUGUAACUCUGUCAGUUUCAGCUCUUUACUGUGCUCUAAUAUUUAAGAAACAUGACAUGGAGAAACAAUUGAUGCUCAUUUUAAUUCUGACUCCAGGUACAAUAGCACUCUUGAUUCAUCACAGUGUGAUGACUGCAGACCAGAUUAGGCCAAAUAAAGAUUCCACAGUCAUAAAGGAAGAAGAGACUGUGACCCUUAGCUGCUCAUAUGAAAGCAGUAGUACUGUUUGGCUUUACUGGUACAGCCAGCAUCUUAAUGGAGAACCUCAAUUUUUAGUUUCUUCUGCACAACCGAGUAGUGGAAGGUUUCAAAUUCGUGAAUCAGACUCAUCUACUGAACUCACUAUUAGCAGUGUAUCUCUGUCAGAUUCAGCUCUCUAUUAUUGUGCUCUACGAGUACGUGCCCAGUGA